Messenger RNA from Hypomesus transpacificus, 2793 nucleotides. Its product is annotated as testican-2-like. The coding region runs from base 115 to 1365 and encodes 416 amino acids. Lineage: Eukaryota; Metazoa; Chordata; Actinopteri; Osmeriformes; Osmeridae. The transcript has 11 exons. Gene Ontology annotation, molecular function: protein binding; calcium ion binding. The record is from RefSeq and is a predicted model, not a curated record.
AUUCAUGCUUGCGUUUCGACAACCGCGGCGGUGUGGAGCAUAUUCGAGUCAGUCAACAUUGGAUCGCGAAACCUUGGAUAGAGGACAUACGAUAUACUGAACUGCAACACAAAUAUGGUCGGCAUGAAAGAUCUUGGUUGCUUGCUGGUGCCCUUUCUUGUGUUGAUCGGGUUUUCGAUGCAGGCAGAUGUGAUAAGUGGGAAAGAGGGAGAAAAAGCAGGAAAUUUCAUGGAAGAUGAGCAAUGGCUGUCUACCAUCUCUCAAUAUAGUCGUAAGAUCAAACACUGGAAUCGUUUCAGAGACGAAGUGGAGGAUGAUUACAUCAGGAAUUUGGAGGAGAACCCAGGCUCGGAUGAAACUGUGGACACCACCAAGGACCCCUGUCAGAAGGUGAAAUGCAGCCGCCACAAGGUCUGCGUCGCCCAGGGUUACCAGAGGGCCAUGUGUGUCAAUCGCAAGAAACUGGAGCAGAGGAUCAGACAACCAGGAUUGAAAACCAGUGAGACAAGCUGCAAGCCGUGCUCUGGGGCCGCCUCAUCACCUGUUUGUGGCUCUGACGGGCACAACUACGCCUCGGAGUGCAAGCUGGAGCAGCAAGCCUGUCUCACAGUCAAGGAGCUGAGUGUGAAGUGCGCUGGCCUUUGCCCCUGUGCGAUUCCCAUCACGGAGACAAACGACAAACACGAGAGUUGCACUGGGCAGGACCUGGCGGACUUGGGUGACCGCCUGCGAGACUGGUUCCAGCUUCUCCAUGGCAACGCCAAGCAGAACAACUCAGGCAAACCCGGAGCUGGCACACCAUCAGUGCUGGACAAAAGUCUGGUGGCCAGCUGUAAGGACUCUAUAGGUUGGAUGUUCUCCAAGCUGGACACCAACAAUGACCUGUACCUGGACCAGCCUGAGCUUGCUGCCAUAAACCUGGACAAGUAUGAGGUGUGCAUCCGGCCCUUCUUCAACUCCUGCGACUCCUACAAGGAUGGAAAGGUGUCCACCGCUGAGUGGUGUCUCUGUUUCUGGAGGGAAAAGCCACCUUGCUUGGCAGAACUGGAGAGGAUCCAAGUACAAGAGGUGGCCAAAAAGAAGCCUGGGAUGUACGUCCCAAGCUGUGAUGAAGAUGGCUACUACAGGAAGGUGCAGUGUGAGCAAAGCCGAGGAGAGUGCUGGUGUGUCGACCAGCAUGGUGUAGAAAUGAUGGGCUCGCGAAUCCAUGGCAACCCUGAUUGUGAUGAAGUAGUGGGAUACUCUGGAGAUUUUGGUAGUGGAGUGGGAUGGGAAGAUGAAGAGGAGAAAGAGGCAGAGGAGAAUGGAGAAGAGGCAGAAGAGGAGGAAGAAGGAGAGGCAGACGAUGGAGGCUACAUUUGGUAGAACUCAAACCCGGUGGAUGAGUCCAGCGAAGUCCACCUGGCUUCAACUUACAGUGAGGACAACAAAAGAUUCUGGGAGUGGUCUGGGGCAUGGCAUUCUGUAUUGAAUCUCUUGGGUUAUGGGUGCAGUGGUGAGAUGACCAGUUUGUUGUCUUAGAUGUGUAUUGCUUCCUUCUAUUUUGGUUUUGUGAGCAAGCGAGUUUUAUGUUUUGCUGUCCUGAAACCCAGGACUGCCACUGGCAACUGUGCCCUAGGUUAUACACUAUCAGAGAUUUUAAAAGUCCUACUACUGUCAUCUAAGCAUCUGUAUAGAUUCUUCAUUGUGAACAACUGCUUGAAUUUUAGAUUGCCACCAUUCUGCUCAAAUGACAAGCUAAAUGAAUUUUAAACAGUUCAUUGUGUGGAAAGGAGUGAAAAUCUAGUUUUACUGUAAAUGUCCUGUGGAAAUUAUCUUAUGGCCUAUGAGACAAGAUGUUAGAAAACAUUUUUUUUCUAAUGUGUACACAAUAUUGUGCAAAAUCGUAAUCUCUCUACAUGUUUAUUUCUUACAGCCACAGAUAUUUUUAAGGAUUUCAACAACAUUUUGAUCAUAAUUUGUCCAAACCUGUGAGUCAGAUAACUAACAUAGCUACAAAUGGUGAGAUAACAGAGGAUGCUUCAUAAAGAUUUGAAAAACAUUUAUUCUAAAAGUUUACGUAUUUAUUCAGCUUAUGAGUCAACAACUUUUUCUAUGCUUUAUGAUUAUUUAAAUCAACAGUGUCUAAAGUCUCUUACAUUGUUAUGAAACUUUGGUUAACGAUUACAUUCAUUUACCUAAACCUUGUAGAAUGUACUUCCAUCAUUCAACAUUACAAAGAACACCACCGGUCCCUCUGCUAUACCUACUGACUUUGAAAUUACUCAAAGAAUGUGCCACUCAAUGUUUAAAUUGUCAGUAUGCUACUUGAAAAUGUAUUUUUUGUGUUCAUAACAAAAAAAGUGUAUGUUACUUGAAGUUCUGUGUGUAUACUUGAAAUACCACUGUUAUGCUUUUUUCUAAGAGUGUGUUACUAUUUGUUCUUUCAUGUUCAUGAUAGGGCAGAUAUUUGGUUGUUUUUAGUAUUGCAUGUUAGUGACAGGAAUGUACUUCUUCUAGGCUGAGCACUUUACUAUUAAAGGCAGUGGGGCCAAAAAGGUCUUGUGUUUCUAUGUCACUUUACAAGGUUCAGGUUGUUGUUUAAAAUGUUAUCAAAUGCAACAAGCCACCCCCGCUAGUAGGCUACCAAGCAGUUGUAAGUCCAUCACUUACAGUAGUUUCCCCUUUGAGUUAACGAUAACUCAAAUUUGUUUUUAAUCAAAAUGCUGUUAUGUGACAUCACCUGCAGGGCUGGGCACAUUGUACUCUUUGUGGUUCUGAACAGUUAAACUGCCCACCUGCUUUAUCAAGGUU